This is a messenger RNA of Chelonoidis abingdonii (Abingdon island giant tortoise), 6080 nucleotides long. Lineage: Eukaryota; Metazoa; Chordata; Testudines; Testudinidae. The record is from RefSeq and is a predicted model, not a curated record.
CCUUCUUUAUAGAUCUCAAUAAAUAUCUCCCUCUCUCGCUAAGAGAAAUGCGAGAGAGAGGAGAAAAAAUAAACUAGAGGAAAAACCUGCUAGUGGGGGGCCAGUUUUGUUUGGGGGGGAGACCAAACCGGCUUUUACUUCUCUCUCUCCCCUCCCCCUGUCUGCCCCCCACUCCCUCUGUUUGCUGGAGAAGCCAAAGGAUUCAGCAGCCUGGAAACCUAAUGUGAAAAAGCAGCAGCAGGAGCAGCAGCAAGGAAAAAAAGAGGGGGGGCCUUGGACUGGAAAAACCACCAUUAGGGAGGAAGAAGCAGCGGCAGCAGAAGAGGAAAACCCACACAGCCCAGAGAGGAAAAGGGACUUAUUAUCCAGCAGGGAGCUGGGGGUUGGAUUGACCCCUUUGGGUGCUUCAGCCCUUUGAAGAGGGGGGAGAGGCAAGGAAGAGACAUUUCUAGAUUCUCUGUGAUCAGGAUUUGGGGAGGUUUCUCCGGCUGGAGCCUGUGCCUUGGAUCUAAGGAGGAUUUUUUUUUUUUUGUGGGAGGUGGACCUGCAACUGGAUUCGUGUGUGUGGAAGGGAAACGGGGGGGGGGGGAUUUUUUUUUUAAUCCGAACUAACCGGUGAUCCAGCCAGGGGUGCGGAGAUCCCCUAUUUUUUUUCCCUCGGGAAAGGUGCAUUGAGGGGAUCGGAGUGGGUCUGGGAGGGAGGGUUAGGAGAAGCAGCAGCUGCAGCUGCUGGGGAGGAGGCCCGGCUGAGCAGCAGCAGCAGCAGCAGCAAAGUCAUCGCCAUCGGCCCCCCCCUUGGCUGGCUCCGCUCUCUCCAUGUCUCUGGGCAGCGGCAGCCACAGCAGCGAGUAAAGGGGGGGAGGAGGAGGAGGAAGAAGAAGGGAGCCCGGGAGAGUGUCUCCCUCCCUUCCUUCCCUCCCCCCAGCAGCCCGAGCCGCCUCCUGCUCCCUUCCCCUGGUCCCCCCUGCCGCCCCCUCCCCAAGAUGGGCUGUUUAGGGAACAGCAAGACCGAGGAUCAGCGCAACGAGGAGAAGGCGCAGCGAGAAGCCAACAAGAAAAUCGAGAAGCAGCUGCAGAAGGACAAGCAGGUCUAUAGGGCCACGCACCGGCUGCUCUUAUUGGGUGCUGGUGAAUCUGGUAAAAGCACAAUAGUCAAACAGAUGAGGAUCUUACAUGUGAAUGGAUUUAAUGCUGAUGAAAUGUGCAGUGGUCACAGUGCAUCUUUACAGGUGACCAUGCCUGCUCAACUCAUCAGGCAAUCCCCUUCUUGGAGCAAUGCCAAGGUGCUGGACCUCAUCAGCAUUGGGAAGAGGAGACUGUCCAGUCCCAGCUUUGCUCCAGCCCUAAAUGUCCGUAGUAGCACUAAGAUGAGUUCCUCUCCAUCUAAGACUACAAUUUUAAUAAGUUUAUAUGGGUUUAUUAUGAUUAAACACAUGUAUCUGAAAUCAAAAUCUGUUUUCCUGAACAGGGAGAAAAAAAUGAAAAUUCAGGAUAUUAAAAACAAUAUUAAAGAAGCUAUAGAGACAAUAGUGACAGCAAUGGGCAAUUUGGCACCACCAGUGGAGCUAGCCAAUCCAGAGAACCAGUUUCGAAUCGAUUAUAUCUUAAACUUAGCUAACCAGAUAGACUUUGAUUUCUCAGCAGAGUUUUAUGAACAUACAAAAACACUUUGGCAAGAUGAAGGUGUGAAAGCCUGCUACGAGAGGUCUAAUGAAUAUCAAUUGAUUGAUUGUGCACAGUAUUUUCUAGACAAGAUUGACAUAGUAAAACAAAAUGAAUAUACACCAUCUGACCAGGACCUGCUGAGAUGCAGAGUUUUGACAUCAGGAAUUUUUGAAACGAAGUUUCAGGUGGACAAAGUAAACUUUCACAUGUUUGAUGUUGGAGGGCAGCGAGAUGAACGCCGAAAAUGGAUCCAAUGUUUCAAUGAUGUGACUGCGAUCAUAUUUGUGGUGGCCAGCAGUAGCUACAACAUGGUUAUACGAGAGGACAAUCAGACCAAUCGGCUUCAAGAAGCACUAAACCUCUUCAAGAGUAUUUGGAACAACAGGUGGCUACGGACCAUUUCAGUAAUUCUUUUCCUGAAUAAACAGGAUUUGCUAGCAGAGAAAGUUUUGGCAGGGAAAUCUAAAAUUGAAGACUACUUUCCAGAAUUUGCUCGCUACACUACACCAGAGGAUGCAACACCAGAGCCUGGUGAGGAUCCCAGAGUUACAAGGGCCAAGUAUUUUAUUAGAGAUGAAUUUCUUAGAAUCAGCACAGCAAGUGGAGAUGGAAGACAUUACUGCUAUCCUCACUUCACCUGUGCAGUGGAUACAGAAAAUAUCCGGAGGGUUUUCAAUGACUGUCGGGACAUUAUUCAACGGAUGCACCUUCGCCAAUAUGAGUUGUUGUGAUGGAGAGCACUUUUUUCUGUGUUUUGGACUCCUUAUUCCUUAUUAAAAAAAAAAAAAAAAAGAAAAACAAAAAAGAAACAAAAAAAACCCUUGCCCACAUAGGGUGGAAGAGAACUGUUGCAGUCUCCCUCUGAUUUGCACCCCUCAACUUUUUCUCCUUGCUGGACAAUAGCAGCACUUCUAAGCUUGCUUAUGUCCCCCUCAGACAGUUUGAAAUGGCACCUAAAAUUUAAAGGCCAUUUUCAUGGGGGGUUCCAUAACACUGUUGUUAACUAAAUAAAUAAAUUAAUUAAAGGCUCUGAAUGUGGAGCACCUGAAAGGAUUGGGGAUAAAAUUAAAAAAGUUAACAAAAAAAAAAACGGGGGGGAAAGAAAACCUUAGGUAAUUUAGCACUGUUGUGGGCAUAAUCAUAUAACCCAUGAUCUCAACUUUGUAUCCAUUCACUGCAUCAGACAAAAGAAGGUGCCAAGUCACAGACCAAGUUUGAAGACAGACACUUGAGUUUGGUUCUCUGACUGUAAUGUGGCUUUGAACGGAAAUACUGACAAUUCUACAACAGACCUAGACAGUGCAAAAACUAACCGCUACCUUUCAGAAGGGUAUUUUUAAAUCCAGUCUUGGUGGUCUUAAGAUGACCAUGGACGUUAAGAAUUGAACUGCGUAUGGCCUGUGAUUGCAGAAAGAGUUAACCACACACUGUUUUCCGUUUGUCCACUGAUGAUCCUGUCAGCUAUAAAAAUCAUUAUCUGGACUUUAGUCCUCACGGUCUUUCCCUUCUUUUUCUUCUCCCUGCCGUCAUUUUUUUAUUUUACUGCUGGAUUAUUAUUCUUGUACAGACUGUAAAAUGUAUUAUUUUGUACAACUUUAUUGAAAAAAUAACUUGUAGAAGAUCUUUGUGCCUUGAUUAUGGCUGUACCUGUACAAUGAGCUAAGAUGUAAGUAUGUUUGAUUGCGCUGUACAGCUUUGUCAACCCUAUCUGCAGCAUUAGCUCAAGGUAGGGAAAAUUUAUCUGUAGUUUAGUUUUUCUGGUUUAUAAAAGAAGGAAAAAUACUGUUUAGUAAAAAACAAAAAAAAACAAAAAAAAAGUACAAAUUGUGCAAACUUAACCACUUUAAAAGUGAGGUCUUCAACAAGUGACCAGAUGUUGCAGCAUCAUGCUUUUUAAUUUUUAGCUUUAAUUCAUUUAAAUCUCUAUCCAAAUGCAAAACAUGGCUUGUUUCUACAUAAACCAAAUUUUGCUACAAAUUAUAAAUGUUAGUCUUUGGUCAUUCAUAGUCCUUUUUGCAAAAGUCAAAAGCAGAACAAAAACAAACACACAGGUAUCAUGCAGGUCUGGUGACCAUCUGUAGACUGGGCCAAAUACCCCACCAAACUCCGCUAUCCUGCAUGGGCAUAAUACUACAAGAAUGAUACGAUGUACACCGCCCUUGGAUUUGGCCACUGAAUUCCAGUUUCAAAUGACAUUUUUAUCUCUCUUUUAAUAAAGAGAUAUCUUAGAACCUUUUUAUUUUAUAUUAAUUAUAUAAGUAGCUUAAAGUGAAGAUGUGUGGAUUUUUUCUUAAACUUGAAUAAUUUAUGCAAAUUAUAUGCUUAGAACAACAUGUGGUACAGUAAAAAGAAAAAAGAGCAAAAAUCACUGUAGCAAUAAGAGAGCAUGUAAUUUUAGUAACUACUACACUGCUUUAUAUUUUAUACCUAGGUGUUUUAUGUCUCUGUGACUGUAUUACUUUUUCAUGUGUCUAAACCUACGUGUACAAUUUGUACAAAGUCAAAAAUUACAGCUGUAAUAACACAUCUAGAACAGUGUUAGCAUAUAUUACUCAAACGCCCUUCUCCACUCUCUCCCUCCCACCUGCUCCCCCAAACCAAUCUGGAUCUUAACGCAGUGAGUUUUUUAAAAUUAUCUCUUUCCUUUCACACUAGCUUUUUUCACAAGACGUUAAUUUCUUUUUGGGAAGAGGUCCAGUUUAAAUUAAAGCUAGGGUGUGGUGAAGCAAUGUCUGUGUGGCUAGAUUUGCUGCAGGUACUGGAUGCCUUUUUAAUGUUACAAACUGUAAUCCUGCAGAAUUGAGAAUUUUUUGUUAUUGUUGCUUUUGUGGCUUCCUUUAAUUAGGAAAUUAACCAUCUAGUCCAUUUUCACACAUGCAGAAAGCAAGGACUUAGUGUUGGUAAUGUUUCAUUCCCCACUUGGUUCAGAAUGACUAGUGAUCUUUCAGAAGACGCUAGAGUGUCUUGAAACUUUGCCUGCAAUUGCUAAUGAGAUUUGAAAAACCUGUCUGUCCAGUUCACAAUCUGGAAAGCUGCCAUCUGAACCUUGUGAAUCGGUAGAAGAGCUUGACCCAAAAUAGCCCUCGCAUUCUUAGAUUGGAAUCACUACCUGUAGGUUAAGGGUUGGGGUUUCAGUAGGUAAAAGUGGGAUGAAAAAGAAAAGGAAAUAAAACAUGAGCCUUAAUUUUUGUUACGGAAGCCAAAAUCUUUAAGUUAGUGCCAACCCUUAUCUUUUUAAGCCUGGAGGGAGUUAGUGGAAGCACCAAAUUUAUAUAUGGGGAGGUGGGGAAUCUAAUGGUAAGGAAUGUAAUCUCUGAUCUGAGAAAAAGAAAGCACCUCCUCUUAAAAAUACAGAAACUAUGUCAAACUCCUUCCUCUGACAAUGACAAGGAUACACAAGCAUAUGUAACUAAGACAAUACCAUUUUAAGAAACUUUCCUAUAAAGCUUUAUAUGAAUGGAAAUGUUUAGGAGAUGCUUUUUUUGAGCGAGAGCGAGAGAGAAGGCAAUGUAUUGAAAAGUCAGGUUGCACAUGUAUGGAGUGUGUGUGUGUCUUAAUGUCUCAGUAUUGCCUUUGUUAGUUUCUUCAGUAGUCCAUGCAGUUUGGUGGCCUGGUAAACGCAAGUCUUAUUUUUAACAGCUUUUCUUUUUUGUUUUGUUUUUAUUUUUAAUACAAAACCAUAAAGCUUUAAUGCUUGCUAUUUAAUUAGUAACUGUGUUUUCUUCUCUCUCUAAUUUAGUAGCCAUCAGUUGAAGUUAUUUGAACCAUUCCAACUUAACGCUUGCUUUUAUUUUCUUACUUUUAUUAUUUUCUCUCCCCGUCCCUCAUUUAUUUAUUUGAACUUCUUGUUUUCAUAAUUGAGGACUUUCACCUUUUGUCUCAUUCACCUGUUUGGGCAUUUCUGACCCUUACAUCCAAGACUUUGCUCGUUCUACUCAGUAUUCAUUGAUGCUGAAGUGUAAGAUACCUGCAAAUGUAAACACUACCACUUCUAUUAAUAAAAACCAAUACAGUGUUUUAGGGGCACGUUUGCAUCACUAUAGUUAAGGUUGUGUCAGUAUUUCCAUUAUAAACCCAUAGGGGGAGUCUAUAUCUUGGCACCAAAUUGCCCCAGGCUAAAUCUUGCCAUACAAGGCUUCUGCUCCAGCAUGUUUUGGAGAGUUGGUUUUUAAACAAUUUCCAACACAAAUUUUUGGUUCUGUUUUAAAUUAUACAACUGUUUCGUUGGACAGGGGUUGAUUUAAAAAAAAAAAAGAUUGGUUCAAGAUAUUUUUGGCACUUGUAUAACUCAAAAACGGUUUUGAUUUAAAACAUAACCUUUGGCAAGUCAGUAAUCUACCAUAUGACCUGAUCACUUUGGGUAUUUUGUAAAAAUGAUGAUAAUAAAUUGUAGCAGUGUUGUGGUUUCAAAAUCA